Anopheles arabiensis is the source of this 16280-nucleotide messenger RNA. RefSeq names its product unconventional myosin-IXa-like. Lineage: Eukaryota; Metazoa; Arthropoda; Insecta; Diptera; Culicidae. Gene Ontology annotation, biological process: intracellular signal transduction. Bases 1336 to 10266 code for a protein of 2976 amino acids. Gene Ontology annotation, molecular function: protein binding; microfilament motor activity; GTPase activator activity. The transcript is spliced from 21 exons. Gene Ontology annotation, cellular component: myosin complex. The record is from RefSeq and is a predicted model, not a curated record.
UCUGCUCCGUACACCACCGUUGUCCAAGAAAGCACAGAAGGCUGUGACGGAAUGAACGUCGCACAUUGAGGGACCGUUCCCAUUCGUUUCUUUCGUAGCUACGGUGCAGUGAAAAGCCGUGUUUGCCAAGCUUGUACGGUGUGAAUGUGAAUAAGAUUCAUUUACGCGCGGCACGCUAUUUACUGAACUGAACGAACGAAGGGAGUGUCCCCGGUGUCUGUCAAUGCCUAUACCUAUCGCGCGUCUUCCCGUUCGAGCAGUCUUUGUCUGGACAUCGCAAACUCAUUAUCAGCAGCUGCUGCUUCUCCUAGGAUUUUCUACCAAUCGUCCUCAACCGUAUCACUUAUAGCAGUGAAACAACAACAAAAAAGCACAUUGGCUUAACUGAGAGUGUGUGUAUGUGUGUGUGUAUUUUUCUGUGUGCUGUGACAGCAAGAAUCUCGUGUACAGAGUGUUGGUGGUUUUUACUGCAAGACCGUUGUGAAACAAGAGUCUGCAAAAUGUGAGAAUAUCGCUUAUCGUCGAACGUCGCAGAGCUGUAAAUGUGUCGAGUGAGGUGGGCAGAAGAAAAUGGUUCUGCUUUAUUAGUGAAUCUCUGUCCCAGAUAGUUCGAGUGUUUGUGAGUGAGCCAAGAGUAGAAUUUUUAAUGUGUGCUAAAGGAUGCUAAAGGAAGAUAUAUCCUUAAGAUCUAGAAGUGUACAGGCUGGACAAAGUUGAUCGUAAAUCGCGCACGAGAAAGGAAGAAAGUGAAAUAGAGAGAAGAGUGAGUUUUGUGCAUUUAGUGUUCGAAGGCGUGUGAGGGUGUGAAUGCGUGUGCCGAUUGUGUGUAGAAUGGCCCAAGGAGUUGACCACAAUUGAGUGUGCGUGUGUGUGUGUGUGUGUGAGUGAGUGUAUGUGACCACCGUGUGCGUGCUGGUGUUUAUGUUGUCUAUGCUACCGCUGGCGGCUGCCGAAUGGCGGCAGAAGCAGCAAAGGGAGCAGAAUGAGCGGCGUCUACUGUAGCAGUUGCAGUUGGACAGCCCGCACUAGUAGCACAAGACGGCACCACACUACCGGCGACACUACCACCAGCAGCAGCAGCAGCAGCAGCAGAAGCAACAGCAGCAGCGGCAGCGGGUGCAUCCACUGCCGGCGUCGUGGGCAGCCAUCCUCCUCCCAGACAGUAGUGAAGCGGUUGAUGCGAUUUCAAGGGCUGCAUCAUCGAUCGCUGCAAUCGACAGCCAUUGCAAGUACCAACGAUACUACCACUAUCACCAAGACCGACGACAGCAUCAACAACAAUAGCAACAACUUCUUCCAUCAGCACCAGCACGAGCGUCGACGACACUAGCGGUCAUGUCGCAGGAUACUCUCGCGGACUGUUCCCGCUACAUUCUGCAGGUCUACGUCGGUGCACUGUCCCUGCAUUAUGAGGCGCUUAGUGUGGAGGCAUCCAAGCAGACCACGGCCGAGGAGAUCGUUUCCUGCAUCGUCGAACGGCUGGGACUAACGGGAAACAACUAUGAGCUGGCAGAAGUGGCCGGCGAGUGCAAGGAAAGGCGACUUUCCGCGCACGAAAAGCCCGUCUCCGUUAUGCUGCUGUGGCCGAUGCACUCGGAGAAAGAUUUUCAUAGAUUCUAUCUACGUGAAAUACAAAGCGACGUUCCUUGGCUAGAUAGUUAUGGACUCGAUCCACAGAUACUUAGAGACUUUAUACCGUUUCUGUUGCAGAAAGAAAAUAGGGAAUAUCCUGACCUGUGCCAACUACCAGAUCUUAACGAAGCAACGCUACUCGAGAACCUUCGCCAGCGGUUUGAGGCCGGCCACAUAUACACGUACGUCGGCAGCAUCCUGAUCGCAGUCAAUCCGUUCAAGUUUCAUCCCAUCUACAAUCCAAAGUAUGUGCGGCUCUACCAGAACCAGCGGAUCGGGCCGAUCCUGCCCCCGCACAUCUUCGCCAUCGCGGAUAACGCUUACUACAACAUGCUGAAGGAAAAACGAAACCAGUGUAUCGUCAUCAGUGGUGAGAGUGGUUCCGGCAAAACCGAAAGCACCAACUUCCUGCUCCACCAUCUGACGGCCCUCUCGCAGAAAGGUGCCCAUGGGUCCGGCGUAGAGCAGACCAUCCUCAGUGCCGGACCCGUUCUGGAAGCGUUUGGCAAUGCGAAAACGGCGCACAACAACAACAGCAGCCGUUUCGGCAAGUUCAUCCAGGUAAACUACCGCGAGAAUGGUAUGGUGCAGGGCGCUGUGGUACAGAAGUAUCUGCUCGAGAAGAGCCGAAUCGUCUCACAAGGACACUACGAGCGCAACUACCACGUGUUUUACUAUCUACUGUCGGGCGCAACCGAUGCGGAGCGGGACGCACUGCAUCUGCUGCCAGCGGAAAAGUACCACUACCUGAACGCAAAGAAUCUCACGCUGGAAAACUGUGACGAAAAGUACGAGUUCUCACGCCUGAAGCAGAGUAUGGAGAUGGUUGGCUUUUCGGCGGAGAAGCAGCGGCGCCUGUUCAACGUCCUGUCGGCCGUGCUGCUGCUCGGUAACGUCGAGUUCUUCCCGAAAAAAUCCACCUACCACCACGACGAGAGUGUGCAGGUACGAAAUCCGGACGUGGUGGGACUAAUAUCGGAGCUGCUGCGCGUUAAGCAGGAGACACUGAUGUCGGCGCUCACGUCCAAGCGCGUGAAGGCCAGCGGCGAGACGCUGAUCAUGCAGUACAAGCUGCCGGAAGCGAUUGCGGCCCGGGACGCGCUAGCGAAGUGCCUUUACGGGGCGCUGUUCGAUUGGAUUGUGCUGCAGGUGAACCAUGCGCUGCUGAACAAGGACCAGGUCCUGCAUACGGGACACUCGAUCGGCGUGCUGGACAUAUUCGGCUUCGAGGAUUUUGGGCCACAGAACAGCUUCGAGCAGCUGUGUAUUAACUAUGCGAACGAGCAUUUACAGUAUUACUUCAAUCUGCACGUGUUCAAAUACGAACAAAAAGAAUACAAACGCGAGGGAAUUAAAUGGACUGAUAUAGAAUUUCUAGACAAUUACGGUUGCUUGCAGCUGUUUGAAUCGAAACCUUCCGGUUUGUUGUGUAUACUGGACGAUCUGUGCAAUUUUCCCGGUGCCACGAACGAAACGUUGCUGCAAAAGUUCAACAGUGUUCACAAGGAUAACGCAUUUUACGAAAAGCCACAGCGCAAAGAAAACGCAUUUAUUAUAAAGCAUUACGCGGGCAAGGUGAAAUAUCAGGUCGCCGAAAUGCGUGAAAAGAAUCUCGAUCUAAUGCGGCAGGAUAUUGUGAGCGUGUUGAAAAACUCGAGCAUGGCGUUUGUUCGCGAGCUGGUCGGAGCCGACCCGGUGGCCGUAUUCAGGUGGGCCAUUUUACGGGCCUUUUUUCGCGGCUAUUUCGCAUUCCGGUCGGCCGGUAUUAAGCAUCGCAAGGAGCGGGCUGACAUGUCGUACAACAAGCUGGCCACCAAGACGCGGUACCGUGCGCCGAACGAUAGUAUCGUGAGCCAUCUCGUGACGGUCUCAUCGGUGAAUCUAACAAUCAAUCGAAUUGCGAAGCUUUUCUGUGCACGGCGUCCGGUACGGGAUGCUGGUAUGCUGGACCGGUACCGCAACUAUUCGACAAAGUCGGCCACGGCCAAAGGGGGCCAGAGGGAGCGCCGCAAAAAUUGGCCCAAACGCAUCAGUAACGCCAUGAGCGAUAUUACAUCGGGCCAUAGUAACAAUCAGGCCUGCUCGCCCAACAGCAAUCUCGCCUACCACCGGCAGUCCCUUGGAAAUGCUGGAUAUGGUGCGGCCGGCGCUGCUUCACCGGGCGCAACCGGUGGAACACCUCGCCGGUCGUGGUCGAGUUUUGCGUUCAACAACAAAAAUUUUCCCGACGGCAAACUGAACUACGAGUGCAAUCAACAGCAAGAUCAAACGCCCCAGUACCACUCAAAACACCUACAAUCGACGGCCUCUUCGUCAUCGUCCAUCUAUGGCAGUGGUGGAGGUGGCAAAUCAUCGGCCAAUGCAAAUUCUUCCGCGAGCGGUGCUCCGAACAGCGGAGCAGUAACUGGUACUGGCAGUGGCAAAGGAUACGGACUGGGAUCGGCAGCGGCGCGUAAUCGUUUCGAACGUUCCGGCCAGGACGUAAUGGCCCGGGCAUCUCAAAUCGUAAUGAAAAACAAAUCCUUUCGUCCACGCGAGCGACCGAAAAAGGGACUAAAGAAUCUUCAGUCGGUAAAAACGCUUUCAGCUGGCCAGAAUCUGUCGAAUCAAACCUCCGCUAUCAAAACACGUAAACAGCCACUUACUGUGACCGCCCAGUUCCAGAACUCUCUGAUCGCGUUGAUGGAAACCUUAAAUCAGGCAAACCCAUUCUUCAUUCGAUGUAUCAAAUCGAAUCCGAAUAAAAUACCGAACCAGUUUGACGAUGCCACCGUUACGCGACAGCUUCGCUACACGGGCAUGCUGGAGACGGUCCGCAUUCGUCGGGCUGGUUACAAUGUACGUCUGACGUACGAAGAGUUCAUUCAGCUGUACCGCAUCCUGCUACCGAAGGGCUUGGUCAGCUCCCAGAAAGAUGUGCGGGACUUCAUGAGUACGAUGGAUCUGAACAAGCAGCACUACCAGCUCGGGCUGACCAAGAUCUACAUGCGCGAGUCGCAGAAGAUGCGGCUGGACAUCUCGCUGCACACAAAGAUCAUCGACAGCAUUAUCUGCAUUCAGCGCUGGUUCCGGGCGAUUUUGCAGCGGAAAAAGUACUGCCAGUACCGGAACGCGGCCUGCACUAUCCAGUCCUACUGGCGCGACUAUCUGCGCGAGAAGCAGGAGAAGUUUACGCGCAAAAUACGCAACCACGCGGCUACGGUGAUCCAGGCGACCUGGCGUGGCUACACGGUACGCAAGUGGUACAGCAAGCUAAAGACGGGCGUGCUGAUCAUUCAGGCGCGCAUCCGUGGCAAUCAGGCGCGAUCGCGCUUCAAGGAGCUGUUGAGCAAAAAGUUGCAGCGAGAGCGGGCCAAGCUACGCUCCACGCAAAGCCUGCCCGUAGAGCGACCGAUCGGAACGACGGCUGCUAGCGGAUCGUACGGUGGAGGUGGAGGAGGAGCAGGAGGAGGAGGGUCUACGUAUCCCGAGAUUGUGCAUGCGAUCGAGCAUCGGAAGAAGCCGAUCCCGGCAGUGGGACGCAGCUUCGAGACGGCCAUUGAUAUAGUGAACAAAAAUCGGGCACUGUUCGCUGACGACAGCAUGUCCGCGGACUUUAUCGACGAUGACGAGGACGAGGAGGAAGAGGAGGAGGAAGAGACCACGGGCAGCCGGCAGGCGACGAUCACUGCGACAUGCGGCGAGGAGGAGGAAGAUGAGGAGGACGAUGAGGAGGGUUACGAGGAUCUUGGUUUGGUGGACGAUCCGCAGUACAUGGCGAAUAACCGAUCGGCCCUGAUGCAUCCCGUUAAGACGGCUGCCCCUGUCACAACGUCACCGACGGUAAAUAGCGCACUAUUAGAUAGGAAUGAAAAGUACAUCAAAAGUCUGGUCAUAUCCGGUGGAGGAGGAGGAGGUGCCGCUGCUUCCUCUUCGCCGUCGGCAGGAGGCGGCGGUGGAGGGAACGCUUCCAGUGUCGGCAGCAGUGUAAGCGGCGCGUACCAGAAAGCGCCGCUGCAGCGCCAAGAGGACGUGCUGGACCGGCCGCUCCGGAUGUACGACAUCGAGCGGGCGAGCAAGAGCACGUUCGACGAUACGGAGCUGGCCAAGUAUCGGUACGAGCGGGGCGGCGGUGUGAGCAGUACGGUGAAGCUGCCGGUGCGACGCGUCGAUUCGGGCCCGUCGUCGGUGGCAGGCAGCGGCACGGGCAGCGGUGGAUCGACCAUGGGUCGGCCAGGGAUUCAGCGGUUUCGCUACGGUGAUACAGCGUCGUACGGCGGCAGUGGCAUGAUUCGAAAUCAGAACCACAGCAAUAAUAGUUAUAGUAAUAGUAAUGUUGAAAUCGUGUUUGUAAAUACCGGACUAGAUAGUGUCGGGGCGCCGGCAGGAUCCGGUGGUACCGGUUCCCUUUCGUCGUCCCCGGCCGCCAGGAAUCUCAAUCGAAACAGCAUUAGCAGCGGAACGCUUACCCAAACGCAAGUACCACCGUCGCUAGCGAGCAGUAUGCGGCGGGACUCGUUGCCGCUGAGCCAUCACCUGGGCACGCGCACGCCGGGAGACGAAAUUAACUCCAACUAUCAUAUGCAUCAGCAACAGCAGCAGCAACAGCUGCAGCAACAACAUCAGCAGCAGCAGCAGCAGCAACAGCAGCAGCAGCAACAGCAGCAGCAUCAACAUCAACAGCAGCCGCUAUCGCCAUCUUCCUCUUCCGUCGCUUCGCACCACCAGCAGAGUCAAACAGGCUCCCCAAUUUCCCACUCGCCUCAGUCGCUGUCGUUGGUCGGCUCGGCAGGUCACAUCGGAAACUAUCAGAAUCUGCAGUUCCCGCCGACCUCCAACUACCACCAGCACCAUCACCAUCACCAGCAGUCGGUGUACAACAAUAAUGCGCAGCCCGUCAGCACGGGUGCCAAAAUGGUCACUUCGACUCCUUACGGCGCCGCCGGCAGCAACAGUUCGUACGCGACGGGAGCCUCGGCCUCCGCCAGCAGCCAGCGCGUAUCGGCAGCCUAUCCGGACGAUUUCGCACAAAACUAUUACACCACGACGACCACGACACCGAAGGGUAAGGCGGCCGCACUGCUCGGCACGGCCAAAUCGGAGGACAGCGCGGUAACGAACGCUGGCCUCGGCCAGUCGAAGUAUCCGCUGGAUCGAGCGACGCUCGCCAAAGCGGAUAGCAGCGAUAUGGUGCUGUCGGCUGGCAACAAAUCAGCGAUCAAUCAAGGCGCCGGCAACGCUAGCGGCAGGCGCAUCAAGUCGACGAAUCUCAGUGAGGAGCAGCUGGUCGGUAGCUCGGGUUCCGCCGUCAGCUACCAUCCCGGCACGGGGCUGACACGGCGCGGUCCCGUCGGCACGAGUGCGAGCGGCGGUAGUGGCAACACGAGCAGUACCGGUGUCGCCGGCGAUACGCUCAAGCGCCGCAACUCGGACCCGACCAACAAAAUUCCGCUGCUGGAGGUGAACCGGGGCAACGACAUGUACCAGUCGAGCACGCGCAUCAACAUCGCCGGCCACCAGUUCCGGAAGGUGCAGCGUAUCAACAAGGCGGAACGGUGCGCCUGCUGCCAGGAGAUUGAUUCGUUCGUGAACGAAGGCUACCGGUGUCUCGACUGCAAGGUGCUGGUGCACACCAAGUGCAUUCAGAACGGGGGCAUCAAAUCGCUGCAGUGUGCGGUGGCCAAGCGCUCGAAGCGCAUUCGCACGGGCGGUGCCGGUGGCGGCAGCGGCGGGCUCGGCGGGUCGUCGAGCAAGCACGAUAAGCAUCACCCGAUCGGGGGCGGCAGCGCCAGCGGUCAGAAGAUUUCGUCCACGCGCGAAUACACCGACUCGACCGACAAGAUUAUCAGCGAUGCCAAAGAGCUGCAGCUAAUGCAGGACUUCAUCACGCAGAAGAUCUGCAAGAUGGAGAGCGACUGCGAGAAACCGUCGGAGGUGGACCGGGUGUUCAAGCAGGCGUUGCGCGAGUUCAAGGACAACCUGGUCGCCCAGUACAGUGUGGCGCAUCGGCAGAACUCGGACGUGCUGAACAUCAAGUACCGGGAUCUGAUCGCCAACUUUGAGCAGGUGAUCGAGACGACGUCCGGCCGCAAGAACGACUUUCCGCUGACGAUGGGCGUGAACGCGUUCCGCGGGUUUAUGAACGAGUUUAUGAACUCGCGCGAAACGGAAAAACCGAAAACGAAGCGAAAAAAGGAUAAGAAGCGAAAACACGACGAUCAUACCACGUUCAACGGACAUACAUUCCAGUUAACGAUACUCAACAUUGCGACGGCAUGUGAAAUUUGCCAACAGUUUCUCCUGUGGCCAAUUGAGCGAGGACUGGUGUGCCAAAAUUGCAAACUUACCUGCCACAAAAAGUGCUACCAAAAGUCGGCAUCCUGCAACAAGAUCGCCAACGCGGACCCGAACUCGCUGCUGGGCGCCGGUGGCAGUGGUUCGGCCGUGGUGGCCGGCGGCUGCGGCCCGGACGGUCAACCGCUGUACGGUGGUGGCAUACCGACGAAGCUGUUCGGUGUACCGCUGACGGCGCUCUGUGGCAACAGCAGCGACGGGGUGAAGAUACCGGCCCAGAUCAACAAGCUGAUCAUGAUGAUCGAAAUGCACGGUCUGUACUCGGAGGGCAUCUACCGGAAGAGCGGCGUCAGCUCGAAGAUCAAGGACCUGAAGGCGAAGAUGGACCGGGCAGUGACGAGCGCCGAUGGCGGCGGCGGCGAGAUGGACUUCGAGUCGUACAACGUGCACGUGCUGACGAACGUGCUGAAGUCGUUCCUGCGCGAGAUGCCCGAACCGCUGCUGACGUUCGAUCGGUAUGACGAUUUUCUGCGUGCCGCCGAUCUGUCCGACGGUAGCGAUCGCGUCCAGACGCUGCUGUCGCUGGUGAAGAAAAUACCGCCCGCCCAUCACUGUCUGUUCGAGCGGUUAAUCUUUCACCUGGCGCUGGUGGCGAAGCUGGAACAGUACAACCGCAUGUCGGCCAGCUCGCUGGCGAUCGUGUUUGCGCCGUGCGUGCUGCGCACGAACCGGUACGUGCCGGCGCAGGACAGCCUGAACGACAUCGGACGCCAGACGAAGUGCAUGGAAACGCUCAUCACGCAGAAGAUGCUGAACGUGAAGAGCACGCUGGCGGACAUCGACACGCUCGACACGGCGGCGCACACGGCGACGGCCCGGCUCAGCACGCUGCGCAGCAGCAAGGUGUUUACGCAGGAGGAGAUGGCGAAUGCGCGCGGCGGCAGUGGCAUAGCGGUGGGCGGGCUGCUCGAAACCGAAACGGAGGAGAUGCUGCUGGAGGGCCACAUACAGGAGAUCCGGAAGGAGAAGGCUCUGCUAACGUCAACGCUGCCGAGCUUGGCGCGCGCCAGCUCGGACGACGAUCUGCUCUCGACCGAUCUGGACGGCGAGGGCGGCAGCCUGGACGAUCUAAGCAACAGCAAGGAGAAAGACCUGGACGUGAGCAGCAGCGGUGGUGGUGGUGGCGGCGGUGGAGGAGGAGGAGGAGGAAGUAGCAACAUGAUUAGUGACAGUGGCAUCUCGAUUCGCUACCAGGCACCCUCGGAUCACGGAGGUAGUAGUAAUAUUAGUCUUAAUAAUGACGUCCCGAUGGCUGUGAGUUAUUCGUUACGUGAUCAGAGUGGAGCGGGCGGUGCAGGUGGUGGUGGUGGUGGUGCCACCGCCGCCGGGAUGGAGUACUUCCACAAGAUGGGUCCUUCGUCCGGUGCGAGUCCGGCACCCGGCGUGAAGACGAAGUCCCUCUCCCACCAAACGCUGCUCGAGCGGGAAGCCUUCCUCCGGGGCAGCGGUUCCACCUCUGUCUCCUUGCCGCAGUCCCCGACGGCCGCAACAUCGGUCACGGCGUCCUCCACCCCGUCGUCGUCGGCAUCAGCCCCAUCGAUGAUGAAGUCGCAGCAGCAGAAUGGAAACGGCGCCAACGGUAGUACCGGUGGUGCCUCCGCGGGAGGCGCGAGCGCAGCUGGCAGCGGUACGGGCGGCGGUGGACCAGGAAGCGGUGGUUCGAUAGCAUCGACGGCCACCAACAGUGGGGCUGCCGGCAAGCGUGCCAGCGACAUCAAUCUGAGCCAUUCGAUGAUAACGCUCGCGACGACGUCCCACAGCCUGGGCGGCAGUACGACGAGCAACAGCAGCAGCAGCGGCGUCGGUGGUAGCUCCGGCAGUACCGGCAGCGGUAGCGACCUGCAGCGACAAAAGCCCAUCAGCCGGAGCGUCUCCGGUGGUUACGAGGUGAGCCACCAUGGCUCGACCGUGUCGGGCUCGGCGUCCGGUUCGACGCACGCAUCGACCAACCACCGGAUACUGAUACAGGCGUCGUCAGCGCUACCGAUCACGCCCGGUGCCACCAUCGCUGCCUCCCCGUCCGGAUCCGGCUCCGGUGCUACGUCCACGUCCGCCUCCAGUUCUUCCAUCAACUCCGCGAACCUGCACGCGAAAGACAAUAAUGGGAUGGGCAAGGACGGCCUGUCAUCGAGCGGUGGCAGUUCCUCCACCACCACCACCACCACCAAAUUGGUGUCUCGCCGGAUGUCCGCCGGCACUAACAAACGGUCUGGCGGGGGUGCUGGUCCUUCCGGCGGUUCGAACAGUGCUGCCGGUGGACCAGGCCCGCCUGCCGGUGACGAUGAACCGAUCAUGGUUUGAAAUGCACAACGGAGGCGCCGCUUACACGGGUGGUGGGGAACGGUGGCGCAGCAGGAACGAACAGCAGCGCAGUGGUCCUCGACUUGCAGCAUCAUCCUGCACCUGGGUCGCCCGAUAGGAGGCGAAUCGAUCGAUACGAUCGAAAACGUGGUGUCAUACAGCAGCACAGCAGGACGACAGCGGUGAACACGGAGUCACAAACACACACACAACUCUACAAGCUUAAGUUACGAUGCAUUAAUCUCCCUUUGCGACGGAAAAGCGAAAAAAAAAGCAUAUAGCAACCAGUACGCUCCAGCACUAAGUGUGUUGGUAUGCGUUUUUGGAGGGUGAUUCGCGCGCGCAAUCACAGUCAGUCAGCGAUGAAACAAGCGAUGCGUGGUGCACCUGCGAACGAACCGUGCAACAGAAGCGCGACUGUGCGUUAUUCGUGUUAUAUAUUAAUUAAUUUAUACCAAUCGAUUAUAUUAGCAGCAGUAGUUAUAGCAACAGAAGUAGUAGUAGCAGCAGCAGCAGUAGCAGCAGCAGUACGCGAAACGAAACUGACAAACGGUGUGAAUGAAUGUGGAUAUGAUAAACAUUUGAAUACUCCUAAUGCGUGUUGCGCAUUUAUUUAAUCCUGUUCAUCAGCCACAACAACAAACUCCACUUUCUACGAACGGCGAAAAGAACGUUAGGAUUAUAACGUGAAGUAGAAUAACAAGAAGAAGAGCAUAUAUUCUCGCAAUUAGUUUUUGUUUUGCUUCGUUUUUGUGUGGCAAGCUUUUUUGGUAGAGGAUGUUUGGCAAAAUUCGUAAAAUCAACGGACCCGGAACUUGACAGCGAGAAGCAGAAAAUUGUAUUAUGGAAACUAAUUCAAUUUUCAUCAUGACUAAAUACACACACUCACACACACCCACACAACAGGGAAAACGCUGAAGGUUGAGUUGGUAACGAAGCAACAAAGCAAAUGCAAUAAGUCAAAUUGUUUAGGGGAGAAUGUGCUAGGAAACUAUAGAAAUACUAGAAUGUUUAACAAACAACAACACUCAUACACAAAAAAUGCAGAUCCUCAUUUGCAACUUUGUGUGACUGUCUGUGAGUGUGUGUGUGUGUGCGUGUGCGUGUGUUGAAGUCAUUUUCGGCCACUGAUACAACAGUAGAAUGUUUUCACACUCUACACGUGAAUUGCUUUAACUUAUCCUCCCGUUACAGCCUUUUGCUACACGGUGUGUAUCGGUCCUCCUGCCGGUCAUCUAACGAAUGUGUGCAUUCAUUUUGGUGUGGCUUUCGAGUCACCAGAACAAAUUUUACAACUUAUCACUAUAAAUAUGUACAUUUAAAACGAAUAUUUUGUUUAGCAAGUACACACGCGUUACAUGUGUUAGCAGCACAUGCACAGAGGCGCAGAGAUGGCCCCAAAGAGGGGGAGCGUGGGUCGUAGUUGCGAGUGCAGUAGUCCCGCAAAACUGCCCCCAUCUCCACUCUUUAACUCUCACCCUUUUCCUCGUCUCCCUUCCCAGCACUCCUCUCUGCAACUUCUCGUCCCGCUUUUUUCCCCAGCGCUUCCACAAACCCCGACUCCUGGGGGUCGAAAAGAGAUAGAAGAAACAAUGGAAUCUGUGAAUAGUAGUAAUAAUGAUAACGCUAAGGAUAGUAACGCCCUUUUGGAGAGAGUGAAUACGAUGAUUGCUCUACGGUUAUAAUGAUAUAUUAUUUUUCCUUGUUUUCUAUUUCAUCUACGUGAAACAACUGAAAAAUCAUCUAGUUAAAAGCAGAAACGGCCUGGGAUUGGCAGGCGGGCUGAGCGAUGAAAGAUGGCGCACGCACAAUAACAUACGCUGUAAUCGGUGAAAUCUGUUCACGUUCAUUUAGUGCACCUAUUAGUGGUGUGCGUGUGAGUGGCCUUUAUUGUAGUCGUAGCGGUGGAGAAAAGAAAAUAACUGGUUAGAAAUAAGGAACGGAAAGGAAUCACCACACACAUACUACUACACACUCUUAUUUGCAACUUUUGCGAGAAAAUCCACGAAAAUUCUGUAUGACUCGUCUCAUGAAAAUAUGUAUAGAGGAACGCGUUGAAUGUGUGAACCGUUUUCCGAACGAACUGUCUGUCGGAUCGGAGGAAUUCGACAGCGGGCAAGAAAAGGGUGGGCCCGCACUAGAACCGAAAUAAGAAGAAAUUAAACAAAUUAUUCUGUUUUUUUUCGUUUUUUUUUUCGCUUUGCUUCUGUAUCUUUAUCCUUUUUAUUAUUUGUUUACUUUGAGAACUUAAUCGUUGUUUCUUUAUAUUUGUCUGUUCUAUUGUGUUGUUUUCAUUGUGUUGAUGCUUCUUUUCUGUAGAUUUUUUUUCAAUUUGCACUCUUAAAGGAAAGCAUUGAAAUGUUUUGUUUUUGUAUUUUAAGUUCAAACAAUUUUUCAUUCGGGGCAAGUAUAAUUUAGUAAUUACUAAGCUUUGUUUUAAAUAUUUUUAUUUUUUUCUAUUUGUAAUAUUUAUUUUUGUUUAUCAUUCUUUUCUUUUAUUAUUUUCGCAGAAUAUUCAGAAGAAAAAAAACUGAACAAUUUACAGCUAUUUUCUAGCUAUGCUGCGGAUAAUAUGUUUUUCAUUACCUUCCCGCCGUUUUCCACCGUUUGCAUGGUGUAGCUACUGCUGCUACUGCUGUUGCUGCUUGACAUCAAAAUCCACGAUCUCCCCCUUGAUCCAGAAUAGAAGAACAGCGAAAUUGCGCUCGGGAAAAAAACAUAUAAUGCAACAAGUACACCGAACUCGAAGGACACCGAUAACACAAACACAUCACUGCAAAAAUGAGAAAGAGAGGAUGAGAGGCAGGAAGGAGGAGGGAGAACGAAGACAGUGAGCUAAAAACGGAAGCUAAACAUACCACCGUGAAACGAUUUUGCUAGUAACCUAUACCCCCUUGGCAAGGUUAGCUGCAGACAGCAGACCAAACAUAGCGGAGAAAAAUAAUGAAACAGAAAGGGGAAAGUAGAGAAGGUGAAUGUUAUAAUGAAGAAGAAAACAUAAGAAAAGGCUGUAUUGUGAAGAUCCUAAAACUAAAUGGUUCCAAAUGUCUAACAAAUGUAAAACAAAAACAAACAAUUUUGUAAUUAAGCUACACAUAUGUAUAAGGAACUUGUAUAUCUCAUAGAAAAUAUUACACCUAUUUGUAUCUAAACCCCAAGGCCAGCAUGGAAGUAUGGAACAAAGUAAGAGAGAGAGAGGAAGUAGUAAAAGAAAUAGAACAAAAAAAGUAGGCAAAACAUGCAGAAACCGUUUGUAAAGAAACAGAUGGUAGUAAAACAAAGUCAAACAUGCAACAUUACCACCACCACACGUACAUACACACGUAAAAUAAAACGUAAAACAGGUGAGACUACAGAGCACACAGCGGGAGGAACAGGAACGUACGUUCACCCACCACACUCAUCCGGAAUGUUCGCAGUUGAGAUACAUGUUGUUAAAUUGGACAACAUUUGAUCGCUGCUUAUUGCUUGAUUUAUGUAAAAGUAUUGCGCUUAAUCAGAUGCUUGGGUUUAGUUUUAAGUUAUUACUGUUAGAGGAAGAAAAAAAAAGAUCACAAGAGCAAAAACAACAAGAUAGGAAAUAGUUAGAUUAAUGACAAACACAAGCAAACGGAAUGUUUUAAACAGGAUAAGAGUAGAGAGCAAUGGAAGAAAGAACAGAAAGUCAAAUCAAACAUCAAACCAACAUCAAUCAGUUGUGUACAAUCAAAGCAAAAUGACUUUACGCGUUUAAUUUAUGAAACGAAAGGCAGGACAACAAUUUAACGAAUCAAAACAAUAAAAAGGUAGAAAGGAAGGCAAUAGUCUAGCAAAACUAAAUAGCCAAUGAAAUCAUGUUGAUUUAAACAACAGUACAGCUUUUGGUUAUAUAUGUAAGGGGUUUAGGUUCAUUUGCAUUCGAGGGCAGGUUGAUUAGAACAAACCAACCAACAAAACACCGAUUUUCGUUAACAUUUGAGGCCACCGUUAAUUGUAGAAGUGGGGGAAAAGUGUAGCGUUAGUAGCGAGGCCAACAUUUCCAUUACCUCUCGACCGGUUGUUAGUAAAAGGUGGUUUUAAUUCUCCGUGCCACCGACAGAAGGAAGAAGGCGUUAAUCCGAAGCAAUGCAGCAGUAGUCAAAGCGUAAGGAAUGGCAAAGCAAAGUUAAUAGGGAAUGAUUAAAGGAUACGGUAGUCUAUAACACCCUGGUGUUGUUAGGUUGUUAUUAUGUUAUGGUUGAAAAUAGUUUUAAAAAGACUGGUUUUGCUUCACCCAAGGUUGAAAUGGAAUGUUGAAGUUAAUAAUUACAUACAAAUGUAUGGUUUUGCUACCCACCCAUCCACACACAUCUGUUUUACGUGGCCUGUUUUUUAGGGCACCGUUUGUUGGAACAAAAACCGACACUCCGGCAAUCGGUUGGGACAUAGACAAACCACACGCACCGUGUUUGAGUAACGGUGUAUAGACUAGCGGGCAUAUAAGCAGAGAGAAAAGCACGAGUUAAGUUUAAUACAAAGUAGUAAAAAAAGAAACAGGAAACAAACAGAAGGUCAAACAUGUGCCGUGUCGCAUUGUGUGAUCAGCAACGUUAUUGCAGGGAACGAAACAUACAACAAACAAAUGGGAGAAAGAUGAAACAAAUAGUACUGUGUCAUAUACAUAACAGCGAAACAAGGAGAAAGAAAAAACACAAAGAACACAAAAACACAUAUGCAAAAAUCUAGAAACAACACAAGCAAACAAAAAGUGGCAGAAAGGUAAACAUAUGCUUAGGGAGAUGAUGAAAAACAAAAGUAACAACACAAUCAAAGUGGUUAACGAACAUAAAAAAAAAACUGACGACUUAAGAACACAAAACAAACAAAGAAAGUGAAACGGCAACAACAAUGGAUAAACUUUGUAAUUUAUAUAGAAGAAAUAGAACAAACCGUUAGGGCAAUCAGAACAACAGAAUGAUAAUAGUGUUAGUGUGUAAUAACUCCAGCGAUAAGUUUCUGUCUCUCUCUCUCUCUCGGUGGUCGCAGGAAGGAGAGAACGUGACAAACCCGAUAUUGUUUUUUUGCAUUUUUUUUUAUUUUUGUCCAAAAUUUUCAACUCUCUUUUUAACAUAUACAAAUAAACGCUAUAUAAAAUGUAAUUUUUCCACGGCAAGCGUCACAACAAGAAUCAAAACCGCAGAAGCUGAUAAACAGGAAAUUUAAAUUGGAUUAAAGCAAGAGCAAGAAUUCACGGUGUAUAAAUCUGGAUAUGAAAAGAAGCAAACAAAAACCCAAAAACGAUACAAUGUGAGGUGUAUAACGGUAAAAGGAUGAUGUAAUGUAGUGUCGGGCGAGCGAAAUGAAUAGAAAGAAAGAAAUUAAACCAAUAGAAAGGGCAGGUGAAAGAGAAAAAUAUUUAUAUCAAUGUUGAACAUAAAGAAAACCAACACACUUAAAACAAAUGUUUGCGAAACUUAUAGCCAAAUGGAACAUUUAAACAAUGGUGUAAAGAAAGAAGUUACAGAUUAUUUAUCGAACAGAAACAAAAACAAAAAAACAAAAAGCAACAGAUACAACAUUGAAAGAGCACGAGUAUAGAGAUAAUGCAACUACAGACAAAUUGUAGAGAAGUAAAGAGAUCGAAACGAUCGCAUGAAACUUCGUGCGAAUACCAGCCAACAACAAACGCACACACACACGCGGCAAAGAAGGAAAAGAUAAAACCUAUUUAAUAUUAUAUAUAUACACUGAAAAAAACACACAUAUAUAUAUAUACACACACACAUACUUAUAUAAAAAUGCCACCCAGGGUGGUAUUGAAACGAGCGAGCGAAAUAAAACAGAACAGAACAGAAACAAAAAACAAAACACGACGCAGAGUGUGAGGAGUUGUGAGAAUGAGCGAUUUUCUUUUACUUCUUCCAUUAGUCCGACACAUCGUCGCCACAUUAUAUCAUCAUCAUGAUUCUAGUUGUUUAUUGUUUAAGAACCGUUGUUGUUUAUGGGAAAUAUCGAAAAACCAAGGAUGAAAUUAAUAAAUAAAAGCAAACAAAACA